AUGGAAGGUACAGAACUGGGUGGCGACCAGCAAUUCUGUUUGAGAUGGAACAAUUUUCAAGCGAAUAUAACUUCUCAAUUCGAGGCACUGCGCGAUGAUGAGGACUUCGUGGACGUCACCCUGGCAUGCGAAGGUCACAGGCUGGAGGCCCACAAAGUGGUUCUCUCAGCGUGUAGUCCUUAUUUCAAGGAAUUAUUCAAAAACAAUCCAUGUCCUCACCCCAUAAUAUUCAUGCGCGACUGCGAGGUGUCGCAUAACAAUCCAUGUCCUCACCCCAUAAUAUUCAUGCGCGACUGCGAGGUAUCGCACGUGCGAAACAGCCCUAUUCUUUGGAAGGUUCUAAACCCGUGUUCUAAACGCCCCGUUUUGUUCCAGAACAAUCCAUGUCCUCACCCCAUAAUAUUCAUGCGCGACUGCGAGGUGUCGCACGUGCGCGCGCUCCUCCAGUUCAUGUACGUGGGGCAGGUCAACAUCGCGCAGGCGCAGCUCUCGGCUUUCCUGCGCACCGCCGACGCGCUGCAGAUCCGCGGCCUCACAGACUGCUCGCAACACAACGACAAAAAAGUCAAUCGUAAAUCUCCUCCUUCCCAACUACGUAAUUUGCUCAGCGCCAAGCCGUCACAUUCUACCUCCUCCUCCAAAGCCGCAAGCCAAAACGUCGAGACCACCUCCGUCGAGGAGGACAAGAGCGCGCGCCGCUCGACGAGAAAUUCUCCCGAUGUUGCCAGAAAUAAUCUCAACGAAGAAGCUCCAUUUCAAACUUCUAGUCAAAUGAGGCCUAAUAAUGAUGACUAUAGCGAAACGUGCAACUACCCUUCUCUGAGGGUGAAAACUGAUCUCGAAGCGCCAGAAGUGAAAAAUGAGGAGAGCGAUAUUCUUAUGGAUCCCGGCGACGGGGACAGGGCCGACAAGUGUCAAGAGUUUAAUGCAUCAGAUCUUUUGGAACCAAAAAUGGAAGUCAUGGAACAAGAAGCUAGUGACGAGGAGCGUUCCAGCUUUCCGCCGAUGUACUAUGAAAAUAACGCAUUAGCGAACCCCUUCGCAGCUCUGCAAGGUAACGUGGAUCUCAUGAGCGGCAUCGGCACGGAGCUCCGGGACGACAACGCGGAAGUAGGGCGAUGGGACGGACGCCGCACGCGACCCGUGCCCGACGCGGUGUGGCUCGAACAACACCGACGCGCGCUGCCCUUCGUGCUCAAGAGAGAGAACGAGCGAGAAGUUGCAGCACCAAGGCUGAUAAAGCUGGGCGAGGGAGUGGAAAUCCGGGAAGAAUUGCUCCGCGGCGUCAAGUGGGGCGACUAUCGGAAGGUGACGCGGGGGCUGGCGGCGGCGCUUUUUUCCCCCAUCGAGCUGGCCACGUGCUCCGUCACGGGACAGCGCUGGUCCCGCGCGGGGCAGGAGUCCCGGCCCACCAAGCCGCCCCUCGACCGCCGCAGAGUCCACGCCCUCAUAUCUUACGUCUCCCGACACUUCCCGGACGUAGAAGUCAGCAGGAUCAAGCAGGUGCUAGCGUACAAGUGCAAGGAGAACUGCGCCGCUCUAAGGAUGCGAACCGCCAGCGAGUCCACCAACUAUCUGCUGAGCGCGGCAGCUAGGCCCCCGCCCUGCGACGACGCGCCGGGCGGCAGCGCGCGACCGCCCUAUCCUAAUUUUGAAUCGUCGAAGGGUCCCGGGCCGCUGGGCGCGGGCGGGGGUGCGGGCGGGGGCGGGGCGGCGGCGGGCGAGUUCGGGCGCGCGGGCGACGAGCCCGAGGGCGCCGCGCAGUGA
Messenger RNA from Ostrinia nubilalis (European corn borer), 1767 nucleotides. RefSeq lists its product as uncharacterized. Lineage: Eukaryota; Metazoa; Arthropoda; Insecta; Lepidoptera; Crambidae. Gene Ontology annotation, biological process: regulation of transcription by RNA polymerase II. Gene Ontology annotation, molecular function: DNA binding; protein binding. The record is from RefSeq and is a predicted model, not a curated record. Bases 1 to 1767 code for a protein of 588 amino acids. The transcript has 10 exons. Gene Ontology annotation, cellular component: nucleus.